CGGCCGGCGGAGGGCGGAGGGCGGCGGGAGGGAAGCCGCGUCCGCGCCGCCGAGCCCGCCGCCCGGGAGCAAGCAGAGUCGCGCCGCCCCCCGCCGCCCGCGGCCGAGCAGCCCCGCGCCCCCAGCCGCCGCGCCGCCCCCCGCCGCUGGAUGCCGGCGGCCGGCGGCCGAGAGGCAGGGGCGCGGGCCCGAGCGCUAGCGCCGCCAUGCCCGGCUCCCCCGGCCGGCCCGACGGCGGCGGCGCGCCCGGGGCGGCGGCCGGCGGGGACCCCAGCUCGGGACCCCUGCCCGAAGGCGCCGAGGAGGCCGCGCCUGCGCCCGACGACGCGGCUGCCGUGCUCCGCCUGGCCCUGGACCAGCUCUCGGGGCUGGGGCUCGGGGGCGCGGGCGGCCAGGACGAGGAGGGGGCGGCCGCGGACGGCGGGGCGGCGGCGGGGGCCGCGGACGGCGGGGCGGCGGCGGGGGCCGCGCCCCUCGACGGGCCCGAGGCGGGCGUGCCGCUGCCGCCGCCGGAGCCCGACGUGAGCCCCCCGCCGCCGCCGCCGCCGCCGCCCCGGCCGCCGCCGCCCGAGGUGUUUGCGGGCUUCGCGCCCCACCCCGCGGCCCUGGGCCUCCCGACUCUGCUGGCGGAGCAGAUGAGCAUGGUCGGCAGCCGCAGGAAGAGCGUGAACAUGACCGAGUGCGUGCCCGUCCCCAGCUCCGAGCAUGUCGCCGAGAUCGUGGGUCGCCAGGGGUGCAAGAUCAAGGCUCUACGCGCCAAGACGAACACAUACAUCAAGACGCCGGUGCGCGGGGAGGAGCCGGUCUUCAUCGUGACGGGUCGCAAGGAGGACGUGGAGAUGGCCAAGCGCGAGAUCCUGUCGGCUGCCGAGCACUUCUCCGUGAUCCGUGCCACGCGCAGCAAGGCCGGUGGGCUGCCCGGUGCCACGCAGGGCCCGCCCAACCUGCCAGGACAGACCACCAUCCAGGUGCGUGUGCCCUACCGUGUGGUGGGGCUGGUGGUGGGGCCCAAGGGCGCCACCAUCAAGCGCAUCCAGCAGCGGACGCACACAUAUAUCGUGACGCCGGGGCGCGACAAGGAGCCGGUGUUCGCUGUGACCGGCAUGCCCGAGAACGUGGACCGCGCGCGCGAGGAGAUCGAGGCGCACAUCACACUGCGCACCGGCGCCUUCGCCGACACCGGCCCGGACAGUGACUUCCAUGCCAACGGCACCGACGUGUGCCUGGACCUGCUCGGGGCGGCCGCCGGUCUCUGGGCCAAGGCCCCCAACCCAGGGCGGCGUCCCCCAGCGCCCGCGGCCGCUCUCCGCGGGGACGGGACCCUGGGCGCCCCGGGGGGCCCCGACGCCUUCUACGCAGGUAGUCGCGGGGGCCCGCCUGUGCCGGACACAGGCCCCGCCAGCCCCUAUGGCAGCGCGGGCAACGGGGGCUUCUCCUUCGGCGGUGACGGCCCGGGGGCCCCAGAGGACUGCGACUUCGGCUUCGACUUCCUGGCGCUGGACCUGACGGUGCCCGCCACCGCCACCAUCUGGGCCCCCUUCGAGCGGGCCGCGCCCCUGCCAGCCUUCGGCAGCUGCUCGGCGGUGAACGGGGCACCCGCGCCAGCGGCCCCGGGUGCCCGGCGCAGCAGUGGGGCUGGCACGCCGCGACACUCGCCCACACUGCCCGAGCCAGCCGGCCUGGGCCUGGAGCUCCCACUGGCACGCCGCAGCGCCCCGGACCCGGUGGGCGCUCUGCCCUGGCGGCCCACGCAGGGCUCGCUGGCGUCCUUCCCGAGCAGCGCCAGCUUCCCCGCGGCCGCCUCGCUGCCCAGCGGCUCCUCGGCCUCCCCGUGCGCGGCCCUGGACCCCAGCGCCCCGGACGGCGGCCGCAAGCCCCCGGCAGCCCCCGGCGCGGCCUCGGUGCGGGAGUGCGUGGUGUGCGCCGAGGGCGAGGUGAUGGCCGCGCUGGUGCCCUGUGGCCACAACCUCUUCUGCAUGGACUGCGCCGUGCGCAUCUGCGGCAAGAGCGAGCCCGUGUGCCCCGCGUGCCGCACGCCCGCCACCCAGGCCAUUCAUAUCUUUUCCUAGCAGGGCCGGGGCCGGCCGGGCGGGCGGGCAGCGGGGCGCGGGGGCCAGUGCGCACAGGCGAGCUUUUACUCCUGUCCCAGGCGUGCAGACGGCGGUGCCCGCGGCCUCUCAACCCAUAGCCAAUGACAGUAUUGAGUGGACAGGUUAAAAUAAACCACAGAGAGAAACUCCGCCUGCACUUUUUAUUUAAGACCCCACCCCACUCCCCUGGGGGAUCUUUUUAAGAGAAAAACACAAACGCGAUUUUUACAGCUCCGCAGCCGUUUUGUACCCGGCGGAUUUCUGAUUUGACAGUGUUUUCACCUUGGCCUGCAGCUGCAGCCUCAGCAGAAACUUGCAGAGAGAGGGUGCGGCCACGCCUAGCCCCUCUUGGAGCCGGCGGCUGCCCUUUGGGGAGGGACCCGGCCCAGGCCAGAGGCGGGCGGGCGGCGAGGGACGUCCGCUCGGAAAUUUCUAACUGGUUUUGUUUUUAAUUAUUAAUUCCCUUCUGCUGUGGUUUCUGUUGUCAGAUUUUACAUUU
Messenger RNA from Manis pentadactyla (Chinese pangolin), 2589 nucleotides. RefSeq names its product mex-3 RNA binding family member D (gene MEX3D). Gene Ontology annotation, molecular function: RNA binding. Lineage: Eukaryota; Metazoa; Chordata; Mammalia; Pholidota; Manidae. The coding region runs from base 207 to 2069 and encodes 620 amino acids. The record is from RefSeq and is a predicted model, not a curated record. The transcript has 2 exons.